AUGCCGGGUCUGGGGAUUCGGCCUUCCGUGGAGAGCUACUCGAUCGGAUUGACGGCGUGCGCGAAGGGAGGAAGGUGGCAGGAGGCCCUUGUGCUGCUGCGAGAGAUGGAGGAGGACGACGAGAUUAAACUGGACGUGGUCGCGUACUCCGCGGCCAUCACGGCGUGCGCGAACGGUGGGCGGUGGCAGGAGGCAGUGGCAAUCUUGAGCGACAUGCCCAACGUGGGUGUCCGCCCGAACGUGAUAAGCUGCAACGCCGCCAUCAAGGCUUGGGGGGAGGCCGGACAGUGGCAGCACGCCCUCUCCAUCCUUCGGGGCAUGUCCAAGGCCGGGCUGUCUCCGGACGCCAUCAGCUACAACACGGCCAUUUCUGCCCUGGGGGUCGCGGGCCAGAGCGAGCAGGCGCAGGAGCUCAUGUCCGAGAUGUCUCGGCUUGGCAUCGAGCCUACCGUUGUAACGUACAACUCGGCCAUCGCUGCCAUCGCGCGUGGCGGCGGCGGGCAAUGGCGCCAGGCGGUCGCCCUCGUGAAGCACAUGUCCCUGGCGGGGGUAACUCCGGACAGCAUCACGUACAACUCCCUGAUCGUGGCGUGCGGUAAGGGGGGGCAGUGGAAGCAGGCGCUGUCGGUGCUGAAGGGGAUGAAGAAGCAGGGCCUGAGUUGCGACAUCAUCGGCUACUCGGCGGCGAUUUCGGCCUGCGGGGAAGCCGGGCAGUGGGAGUACUCCGUGGGCUUGCUGGCGGAGGCCAAGUCCCUGGGCAUCACCCCGGACCUGGUGGCCUACACGGCGGCGGUGACCGCGUGCGCGGACGCCAACCAGCGCGACAAGGCCACGUUCCUCCUCAAGGAGAUGCUCUCGGCCGGCAUACGCCCCGACGCCGCGGCGUUCACAUCGCUCAUCGCCGCCCUGGGCCACGACGGGCAGUGGACCCAGGCCGUCGAGAUCCUGGAGUCGAUGCCCAAGAUGGGGGCUCCGCGGAACGCGAUGGUGUACAACGCGCUCAUCACAUCGUGGGCGAACGCUGAGGUUGCCAAGGGGGAGGAGGAAGGGGGGGCGUUGCUGCUGGGCGGUGCGUCGGGGGUGGGGGCUGGCGCCGCCACCGGUGCUGCGGGCGACGACAACGCCAGCGCGGCGCAAUCAAGAAGUAUUGCGGCGCAACCAAGCAGCGCGGAAGAAGUAGGAGCGCAGCAGCCUCCCCUGGCAGGUUUCAAUACCAAUUUAUCUUCUGACCAGCAAGCGGACUCUCGGUAG
This is a messenger RNA of Ectocarpus siliculosus, 1251 nucleotides long. The record is from the annotation of a GenBank genome assembly. NCBI's taxonomy places the organism in Eukaryota, Phaeophyceae, Ectocarpales, Ectocarpaceae.